ACUAACCAAGCGAACCAAGAAAGUAGGCAUUGUUUGCAAGUAUGGUACCGGAUAUGGCGCCUCGCUUAAAAAGACUGUCAAGAAGAAGGAGGAAGCCAUGGAGAGAAAGGCUGUUGGCACUUGGAAAUGCAACAGAUGUUCUAAAACUGUACGAAGUGCCAUUCGUCGUCUCAGAGAAAUGAAGGAGAUUUCGAUUUCCUGA
Molecule: messenger RNA, 202 nt
Organism: Candidula unifasciata
Lineage: Eukaryota; Metazoa; Mollusca; Gastropoda; Stylommatophora; Geomitridae
Source: the annotation of a GenBank genome assembly